GUAUCAGCACAAAUAAUGCAUCAUUUCACCCUGUUUCUGUGCAAUUCCUUUUGAAAAGUUAUGAUCAAACCCUUCAGGCAGAUCCCAGUCAACUGGUAAGAUGAGUCUUUUGUUGACUUACCUAAAAUGUGACAAGUUACAUACACCACACCCAUGCUAACGCUGUUGGCAAGAACCCCGGGAUAGUUCACUUUUUUCAACUGAGAAUUCUGUUCACGUCAGGAGACGGAAGACUGAGCCUCACAUACGGCACCAUACACACCUGUGCAUCUCAGCAGGGCAGCUUUGGAUCUGCAGAAACCUCCAGACACAUCCUGUGUACUCAGGAGACUGAUCCCUGAUAUCCAUUAUCAGUCCACGAUGGGCCAGGCCAUGAGCAGACCCUACUCUAACCCCUUCCAGAACUCCUCUUUUAAGCGCCCGUCCAAUGACCAGAACAAGUCCCUUCAACCGAGCAUCUUCGCCACACUGAAGCCCUCCGUUGCUAAAUCCAACAAUUCCAUGCCUCUUUUCAACGACUGCAUCACUGCUGCCUCAUCCAGAACUCAAGAGUACCUCCUUUUCAAAGACCCAGAGGAUAAGUUCCACCCAAGCCCUGAGGUGCUCACCCAGGUCUUCCUGAUGACAUACAUCUCUCAGAGUGUAAGCCUAAACAUCACAGACACCUUCAACUGCACGGCCAUGACGCCCGAGCAGCGCAUCCUCCUGGGGGCCGACUGGGUCUGGGCCAUGCUGGAGAAGCCCACCAAGAACCCUCAGAUCCAGAUCGCUGUGCAGGUCCUACACCUGCACGACAGGGAGGAAGCCCAGGAGGAUGGAAUCCCCACAGAGGCCCGCAGCGAGUCAGUCCAGAUCGCCCAGAAGGAGUCCAGCAACAAGACCAUGUACGAGAAGAUGGUGGACUUCUGCACCUCCAUCGGCAAGGACUGCUAUGCCCUCUUCUUGUUCUUUGGGAAGAAAAGUGACAAGGGCAAUAUCUAUGGCGUCCUCAGCAACAACUUUGAGGCCGCUAUUGGGAAGUGUGACCAGAUUGACAGAGAUUUUAUUGAGAACUUCUUCAAAGGCUCAAGGUAUCUCUAUACGCCUUCAGGAAUGAUGCAGGCCAUUGUCACCAAGAAAGAGGGAGACUCUCUCACUCUCAUGAUUAAAUUUAGCUGAGUCAGAGGGACUCUCUGGAGGUACCAAUAACUUAAUUUAUCAAUUAACUGUAUGUUUUUGGGGGUUUUUUGGGGCCAUAUCUGGAGGAACAACCUGACAUUAUAAGAUGUAGUGUUUAAAUUACAAGAGAAGGUUGUGUUAUUUUCUUCCAGGUGUUUAUUUCAACUGCGGUGCAUCAAACAGUUGGACUCAAACUCCCAGGUGUUCUAUUUGCUGAUUAACAGCAACAUUUUCAAAAAACGUUGCAUUGAAGACAAGGAGGACUUUUGGUGUGUACUUCUACUUUAAACUAGUCUGCGUGAAUUGUUGUUUUCUUUCCAUUUAUAUUGUAUAUUAUUGCAUUAUUGUAGGUGCGUUAAAGCAUUUGUGUGACUAAGUGUGUGGCGUAUCUGCAUUAGCUAACGUAAUUGAACAGCUGAUGUUUAACCUUUUACUGACAUACGGCAUUUAGAGUCAAUUCUGAAAGGAUGAAGAUAUUAAUAACAAAUCUUUAAAAAUAUACACUAUUAGAACUUGUUUGUAAUGACUUCUUAAACAUGAAAUAAAUGUCUAAAAAUGGUGGAUGAAUUGGAAAAUAGUGUAGUGUAAAUGUAUGUUAUUAUAUAUAUAUAUUAAUAUAUACACAU
Molecule: messenger RNA, 1784 nt
Organism: Pungitius pungitius (ninespine stickleback)
Lineage: Eukaryota; Metazoa; Chordata; Actinopteri; Perciformes; Gasterosteidae
Gene: rep15
Product: RAB15 effector protein
Exons: 3
Coding region: 361-1158 (265 amino acids)
Biological process (GO): receptor recycling
Source: RefSeq, a predicted model, not a curated record